Harmonia axyridis is the source of this 909-nucleotide messenger RNA. RefSeq names its product MFS-type transporter clz9-like. The record is from RefSeq and is a predicted model, not a curated record. The coding region runs from base 1 to 909 and encodes 302 amino acids. Gene Ontology annotation, molecular function: DNA binding. Gene Ontology annotation, cellular component: nucleus. The transcript has 2 exons. NCBI's taxonomy places the organism in Eukaryota, Metazoa, Arthropoda, Insecta, Coleoptera, Coccinellidae.
AUGAUGGAAGAAGCCAUCGACCUGUUGAAACAAGACGAAAAAGGAUGCAGGUUAACUCUCCAUCAUUCCCAGUUAGUACUUGCUCAGAAAGGUGCCCGCCGUGUUCAUUUGGUAGCUCACGAACACGCUGAAAAUGCAACAAUUGUAGCUUGUGUAAAUGCGGUUGGCCAUACAAUACUACCCAUGAUUCUUUUCAAAGGACAGCGUCUAAAACCUACUUUCAAAGAUAAUCUGCCUGACGGAGCUGUCGUGCAUAUGGCACCCAAAGGCAGCAUGACUUCUGAAAUAUUUGUCAAGUGGCUGGAACAUUUCGCUACCUAUAAAGCACCAGGUAAAGUUUUGUUGAUUCUUGAUGGAGCUUCUUGUCACUUGGAUAUAGAUAUUGUCCUUAAAGCUGAAGAAUUUGAUAUUACAAUUUUCUGUCUCCCAAGCAAUACCACACAUGAAUUGCAACCACUAGAUAAGCCAGUGUUCAGAUCGUUCGAACACAACUGGGAUCAAGAACUCUUAUUCUACUGGGACAAAUAUCCAGAUCGAAGAAUGACGAAAGAUAGAUUCGGACUCGUGUUCACACCAACCUGGAAUAAGUGUAUGUCAACUGACAAUAUCACUAAUGGCUUCAGAAGUACAGGUAUCUAUCCCUACAACCCAAAUGCAAUAGCAGAGACUGCCUUUGCGCCUUCUCUACCAACACAUCAAGAGAAUCCAUACCCUGAUGCGCCCAUUUCGGACAUUUCAAGCUCAAGUGAUGAAGAAGAUAAUUUGCCAUUAAUGAGAUUAAAACUCAAACUCCAAAAAUCCAGGGAAUAUGAAAGCGGCUCAGGUACAGUUCCAGAAACCUCAGAAGUAUCAUCUAGUUUUCCUGCUUCAAUUUUACCGAGCUCAUCAUCGAAAAAUUUACCAGCCUGA